Messenger RNA from Rhizopus microsporus ATCC 52813, 1003 nucleotides. RefSeq lists its product as uncharacterized. The transcript has 5 exons. The record is from RefSeq and is a predicted model, not a curated record. Lineage: Eukaryota; Fungi; Mucoromycota; Mucoromycetes; Mucorales; Rhizopodaceae. Bases 83 to 766 code for a protein of 227 amino acids.
GUUCAAACAAGGCAAAGUAACAAUUAAAAGUCCCCCUUAUCAUCCACUUGCAUGAGUUAUGUGACUUUUUUCACUUUUUUUCAUGUACAAUCAACGACGCCAACAGCUUCAAGCACAGAUACUACAACCUGAUGAUAUUGAUACACCACAGUAUGGUACUGCUUCAGUAGAUACAAGUGUGAAGCCGACAACAACUGUGAUCACUGCAAGUACUCAAGUACCAAACUUUGUGUCAUUGAAACAAGUUGAAUUAGACAUUAAAACAAAAAAACGAAUUCCUAAAAACACUUCAUUCGAGCCUUUAUCAGAAUUAGCCUCACAAAAUUUUCGAGAUUUACUAACCAGAGAAUACCGGAAAACCAUUUCAAACGUAUUACAAGACAUGCCUGCUGUCUCUCAGCAUCAGGUCGAAUACAUUUUACGUCCUGUGGUUACAGCCAUUGAUCGAAAACUGAAGCAAUUGUUGUUUCCAGGAAAUAUCGAUCCUAAUAUGCUCAAUAUGGGAUUAGAUCAACUUGUUGACGACGCAAGGAAAGAUAUGGAGGCUCAGUAUCAACAAGUGGCACAUGAUGUUGGCAUAAAAGUACGAGACAGAGAAGAAGCUCUGAGUCGAGAACAGAAUCAGUUGGAUGAGUGGCGACAAAAGAAUAUAAAUGCAAGGAAAGCACUUCGAGAAAGGCCUUUUGUAUUUCAACCACAUGAAGAUGUGGAUGAUUAUGUCCAAAAUUUACUCAAGUACCCAAGCCAUUCUGUGCUCGAUCUGUAAACACUCCAAUUGCCCUUUUUUAUAAGGGAGAACAAAAAAAAAGUAAUUUAGAAAGCCAUGACGUACGAUUUGUCAAGUGAAGAACUAUAUAUGCUUUCAACUGCUCAUAUACAGUUUCGCAUUCGUUUUGGAAAGGUCAUCAAUCAAGAUACUAAAAGGUUGAUUUGUGUCAUUACGGCAAACAUGAAUAAAAUACGAAUUGCUCAAGUAUAAACAAGAACUUGUAGCUUUCUUCAA